Ilyonectria robusta is the source of this 786-nucleotide messenger RNA. Its product is annotated as dehydrogenase with different specificitie. The transcript has 3 exons. NCBI's taxonomy places the organism in Eukaryota, Fungi, Ascomycota, Sordariomycetes, Hypocreales, Nectriaceae. The record is from RefSeq and is a predicted model, not a curated record. The coding region runs from base 1 to 786 and encodes 261 amino acids. Gene Ontology annotation, molecular function: oxidoreductase activity, acting on the CH-OH group of donors, NAD or NADP as acceptor.
AUGGCUUUCGCAUCUCGGGUGGCCAUAAUUUCCGGUGGCAUCGGUGGCAUCGGCAGUGCCGUUGGCAAGACAUUUCGAGAACAAGGGGCUAAGCUUGCUCUACUGUAUGCUCCUUUUGAGGCCAAUAAUGUCGAUAAGGUCCUGGAAGAAGUAUAUGGCUCUCGAAACAAUCCAGACAUCAAGACAUACGCGUGUGACAUCACUCGUCCUGACUCCGUCGAAGAAGCCUUCGCUGCUAUUGCAGCUGAUAACGCGGGCUUUCCAGGUUUCCUGAUAAACAGCGCUGGCUAUGUCAAUCUGAGCCCAUUAGAGGACACAACACCGCAAGACAGCCUCCUGCACUACAUGGUCAAUCUUUAUGGCCCGACACUGACUGGCCAAGCCUUUGCGCGCAUGUAUCUGAAAGCAAAGGCUCAACAGAGCGAUAUUCCUGGGGCAAGGAUCAUCAACAUCUCAAGUCAGGCAGCGCAUGUAGCAUUGGACAACCAUGGUGCCUACUGCGCUUCGAAAGCUGGACUUCUAGGCUUAACGAGAUGUCAGGCCAACGAAUGGGGUGUUCAUGGAAUCACAGCCAACACAGUUAGCCCAGGACCUGUGUGGACAGCUCUUGGGAAGAAGGCCUGGGGGGAUGAUAAAGUUCGCGAACAGUAUCUGAAAGCGGUUCCAACCGGUCAGUUUGCUGAACCUGAGGAAGUCGCAAGCAUCGUGUUGUUCUUGUGUCAAGACUCGUCAAAGAACAUAAAUGGCGCAGAUAUGAGGAUUGACGGGGGAUACACAGCUCAUUGA